GGGGAGGUAGGCAGAGAAACUGGGGAGAAGGGAGACCCCUGAAGACUCGGAGCAGCGAACCGAGCUCGUUCAUACCGCGCAGCUCCCCACUCCUCCUUCAGUAGCACGUCCCGUUCUGCUGCCCGAGCGGCACGGCGGCAGCUGGGGGUUCUGCAUGGACCAGGGUCGAGAGGGAGCGGGAGUCGUGGAGGAGAGGACACACACCCAGCGGAGCUGCCGUCUCAUUGCACCCUCCGCCGGGGCUAGGAGCGGGGAAGGUCAUUGGGGGUGGGGGGGAGGGGGCCGGGCGGCGUCGCCGCGGGUAUUUCGAGCGCCGGCCGCUGGCACGGCGCGUACCUUUCCCUUUUUUGGGCUUCGGGUUGGUGGGGCAGUUCGGCGGCGCCCAGUGUGCUUCGCUCCCGCCUUCCGGCACUGAGUGCGGCUCCUCUGCUGGCCGCCCCCUUUUGCCCCCCGCCCCGGGACGCGGCAGGUGCAGUGGCGGGUGCCGGAGGAGACGGGGAAGCAUAAGCUUAAAUCGUCUCAGAAGGACAAGGUUCGUCAGUUUAUGGCAUUUACCCAGGCUGGUGAAAGGACUGCUAUAUACUGCUUAAUGCAGAAUGAAUGGAAACUAGAAGUGGCAACAGACAACUACUUCCAGAAUCCAGACUUGUACUACAAAGAAUCCAUGAAAAGUUCAGUAGACAGGAAGAAAUUGGAGCAAUUGUAUAAUCGAUACAAAGACCCACAAGAUGAAAAUAAAAUUGGAAUUGAUGGGAUUCAACAGUUUUGUGAUGACUUAAGUCUGGACCCAGCCAGUAUCAGUGUUCUGGUUGUAGCAUGGAAGUUUAGGGCAGCUACUCAGUGUGAAUUUAGUAAAAAGGAAUUUGUUGAUGGCAUGACAGAAUUGGGGUGCGACACGACAGAAAAACUAAAAGCACUGGUGCCAAGACUGGAACAAGAGCUAAAGGAUCCAAUAAAGUUUAAAGAUUUUUAUCAGUUUACUUUUAACUUUGCAAAAAACCCUGGACAAAAAGGUCUAGAUCUAGAAAUGGCAAUUGCUUAUUGGAAUUUAGUCUUGUCAGGAAGAUUUAAAUUUCUAAGUCUUUGGAAUAAAUUUCUGUUGGAACAUCAUAAAAGAUCAAUUCCAAAAGACACUUGGAAUCUUUUGUUAGACUUUGGAAAUAUGAUUGCUGAUGAUAUGUCCAACUAUGAUGAAGAAGGAGCGUGGCCAGUGCUUAUAGAUGACUUUGUGGAAUAUGCACGACCAGUAGUCACAGGAGGAAAACGUAAAUCUUCCUAACCCUCGACUUGUCUGUAUGGACUAAAUGUGCACUCUGAACUUCAUUAGGUAAUGAAGAUUUGUUGACUACUGACUCUGCACAUCAUUGCUGGUUUCAGUGGUCGUGAUGAAAUUUGGGAGAGAAAACUGAAGUUCUUCUUUUUUUGCCUAGAGAAAAUCAUGGCUCACUUUGGGAUGCCUCAAGAACAAACUCAGAAGAUAGUCUAGGCUGUUCGUAGGCUACUGGCUUCAAUUAUUAUACUGGUUGGAUCAUAGGAUGUAGAUUUUGCAUGAUUUUAUACUUUGGAGAAGUGCAACUAGAGGCCACUUUAUUGAAGUUUUGACAGCACAGCAUGCCAUUCAGUUCAUGAUCCAAAAUGAACACCAGCAGUUACAUAAAUAAAGCUGUAUCAUAUUGUACUUAUAAUAAAAGCAGUAUUUGUGGUAUAUAAAUUAAAUCCCUAAAUAAAACUUAUGCUGUAUGUUGUACUUUUAUAAAAGUUAAUUCCAUGGAUCUGUCCUGAUACAGAACUGUAAGAAAACAAACCCUACCACACUUUGGCUUUUUUCACUUGUCAGAAUUUAAAAUCUGUGUGUUUAAGUCAUGGAUGUAUGGAUUUAUUACACCCAGCCUUUUGUUUGCUCUCAGUGAGUUCAGCUUCCUUAUUAUUCUUGGAGUGCUUGCACACAGACCAGUGGCAUUGCUGCGGAAGGGCUUCUGCUCUGUGCUGUGUUGCAACUGCAGCUUUCUUUAUUAACCAUUUUAAAAUAGACAACCAAAGAUGGUUUUAUAAUUUGAUUAUCAUAAUUCAGUUAGUCUUCAAUUAAGUGCUUUAUUUAAAAUAAUGAUCCUCUGGAACAGUACUCUUAGAUUUAUCUGUAGCCUAGAACAUAUCAUGAAUUCUAGCUAAAUGCAGCAUAGUUGUGAAUGCAAUUCCUGACAUGUCCAACAGAAAGGAAAUGCAAAUAAGCUAAAGAGUUAUCCAGUUGGCUUUUGCUUUGGAGAAAUAAUGAGGAGACUUUCUACUGAUUGUGAUUACCAUUCAUGCCUCUGUAUAAGGCAUUCAAUUCUAUUUAAGGGAAAAAUACUAAGUUAAUGCACUAUCCUUGACCUCAAGGCUAGUAGAAUUGGACUGCUUUUCACCAAAUCUAAAUUUGUGUUGUCAAUUUUUUGCCUCCUUUCACCAGCCACCAAUUAGAAAGUGUACCAAGGUCGGUCUCCUUUCUCAGCUGCGUCUUCAAAUGAUUAACCACAAAACAUGUUGUUUUUUUAAUUAGAAAUUAUUAAACAUGUCUUCACACAGGGCUCUUUUUAAAUGCUACCUCAUCAGAAUGAGCUUGUCAUAGCCACUGUAAAAGUUUACUGAAGAUUUGUGAAAGAUUAAGUACAGCUAUGAUUAGUACAUUUUCUGUAAUCAGAGCCGAAUGGAUGGAAGAAUCUUUAGAUAAAAUAAUGCAUUAAGCUCUAUAACUUAUAUCUGAAUCAUAUCAGACCAUUCAAGUAUUGCAUGACAGCAUCCUACUUAAUUUCAUAGUUGUGAGGGUAUAAAAGCUUACAAUACUCUUAAACUCUAAUAUUUAGAGUUUUGUAUAAGCAGUCAACUCGUUUCUCUCAAUGCAGCUGACAAGAACGAAUGCAGGUGCUGCACACAGAAAGAUCACCUUUGUUCUGCUUGAGAGAAUUUCAGUUGCGCAUGAUGUUGAACAAACAGGGUUAGGACAUUUGAACAAAGUAGCAAAUUCUCUGCUAAGAAUGUAGCAGGCAAGUGUGGAUUUUUUGGAGGUUGUGUUUUCGGGGUUUUGUUGUGUUGUUGGGGGGGAGUUUAGUGGGGUUUGUUUGUUUUGGGAUUUUUUGGUAGUCUUUUCACCCCCAGCGGUAUUUAGAACUGUCAGAUCUUACAUGGCAACCACUAGGUGUCAGUGUCCUGGUCUCCAGCUGCCUCUCUCUGCUCUGCAGAGUUGGCAAGUAAUAAGCAGGUCGUUUAUUUCUGGAUGAAUCUUUUUAGAGACAUACGUCCAGCUAUUCUACAGAAGUAUUUAAAAACAGCAUUAUCCUCCCUUUAAUGCAUUUGAUUUACCUGCUUUUCCUCCCCAAAAUGAGUCAUUUCUAUAUCUUUCCUGUAGAGUUUGGACAAAGUAACAUCUUGUUAUAUCAGCUGCAUUUAUUCAGUCAAAAGCAGUGGAAUGCUUGCGAUUCCCACAAUUGCUGCUUAAAAUAUGUAGCUCUGAUUUAACUGACCAGAAGUAGUUUAAUCUAUUAGUUUGUGGUGUAACAGAAUAGUUUCAUAGCUCUAGAGCUUGUGAAACACUUGUUAACAUCAUGUUGAGAACUCCUUCACAUCAACCUGAUGAACCUUCUACCUUUUAAAAUAAAUAAGAGCAUUAAAAAUGA
This is a messenger RNA of Pogoniulus pusillus (Red-fronted tinkerbird), 3650 nucleotides long. RefSeq names its product defective in cullin neddylation 1 domain containing 2 (gene DCUN1D2). Lineage: Eukaryota; Metazoa; Chordata; Aves; Piciformes; Lybiidae. The coding region runs from base 545 to 1279 and encodes 244 amino acids. Gene Ontology annotation, molecular function: ubiquitin conjugating enzyme binding; cullin family protein binding; ubiquitin-like protein binding. The record is from RefSeq and is a predicted model, not a curated record. Gene Ontology annotation, cellular component: ubiquitin ligase complex. Gene Ontology annotation, biological process: protein neddylation. The transcript has 7 exons.